CCCAGCACGGCUCCAGCCACUGCCCAGAGCUGCAGCACAGCCAGGAGCACUCCUUGGAGCAGAGAUGCUUUGCCGCCUGCACUUCAUGCCGCCCAUGUCCAGCUCGCUGUUCCCGUGGCUGGGACCCGUCCGCACCCUCUGGCCACAUCCAGGCACCCUGUUCGCCGAGCUGGAGCGGGAGAUGCGGCUGGAGAUGGAGAGGGCUCGGGAGUUCAUGAGCAGCGUGGAGCAGUACCUGAGCGGCGGGAGCAGCCCCGGGCGGCUCGGCAUCGCCCCCAGCACCAGCGCAGCCCUGACCCAGGGCUCUGGGGACGGCUUCUCCGUCUGCCAGGACGUGAAGGACUUUGCGCCCGAGGAGCUGUCGGUGAAGGUGGUGGGCAGGAAGGUGGUGCUGGUGGGGCAGAAGGAGACGCAGAGCACGGACGAGAAGGGCUCCUUCUCCUACAAGUACGAGGUGCUGAAGCGGGAGUGGGACGUGCCCGAGGAGGUGGACGCCGAAGCGCUGACCUGCUCCCUGUCCAAGGAUGGGCAGCUCCGCAUCGAGGCCCCCAAGCUGGCACUGCCGGCCGCUCCCGAGAGGAAUGUGCCCAUCCAGAUGGGGCCGGCGGUGGCACAGCCUGCUGGCAGCACUGAGGAGGGAGCCGAGCGGGCCAAGGCGUGAAGAGGAGCAACGGGGACCAGGCUGAGCCUGGCGACAGAGGGGGGCAGCUGCUGGCCGCAGAGCGGGACCGCGCGAUGGCCCGGGGCGGGGUGUCUGCCCAAAACGUGGCUUUUUUGAUAUGUAAUAAAUAUUCCUAACUUUUA
Messenger RNA from Onychostruthus taczanowskii (white-rumped snowfinch), 804 nucleotides. Its product is annotated as heat shock protein beta-11-like. Gene Ontology annotation, molecular function: protein folding chaperone. NCBI's taxonomy places the organism in Eukaryota, Metazoa, Chordata, Aves, Passeriformes, Passeridae. Gene Ontology annotation, biological process: protein refolding; response to heat. The record is from RefSeq and is a predicted model, not a curated record. The coding region runs from base 65 to 661 and encodes 198 amino acids. The transcript has a single exon.